This is a messenger RNA of Oldenlandia corymbosa var. corymbosa, 642 nucleotides long. Lineage: Eukaryota; Viridiplantae; Streptophyta; Magnoliopsida; Gentianales; Rubiaceae. The record is from the annotation of a GenBank genome assembly.
AUGAGUUUGGUUGCUAGGUUAAGAUGUCACUCAGCGUAUGCGUGGUCGGGAAAACCCUUCUUGUCUGGUGGGCAUUACUUAGUUAACUCGGUAAUGGUAACUCGAGGGUUUGCUCAGCCCGCAUUAAAGGAAGAAGAGAUGGAAGAAGUAGAAAUUGACCAGAGAAGACUCCCGGCUGACUAUGAUCCUGCAACUUUUGAUCCUACAGAACAUCGCAGUCCUCCCACUGAGAGGGUAUGGCGGCUCGUGGAGGAAGUAUCUUCUCUUAAAUUGGUUGAACUCCAAGAUCUUUCGCAAAUUUUGAUGAAGAAGAUGGAUAUGAAGGAGCCUCCAGUUAUCGGGGUGAUGAAACCUGGAGCAGCUGGUCUGGCUGCAGUAGCAAUGAAGGGACCUGCAGCAGCUGCAAAGGAGGAGCCGAAAGUUGAGAAGACUGUAUUUGAACUGAAGUUGGAGUCAUUUGAUGCUGCUUCAAAGGUUAAGGUAAUUAAGGAGGUUCGGAGUGUCACUGAUUUGGGAAUAAAAGAGGCAAAGGACCUUGUUGAGAAGACACCUGCGGUGUUCAAAAAAGGGGUUUCAAAGGAAGAAGGAGAAAAGAUAAUUGAGAAGAUGAAAGCUGUUGGGGCUAAGGUUGUUAUGGAGUGA